Messenger RNA from Ectocarpus sp. CCAP 1310/34, 1731 nucleotides. NCBI's taxonomy places the organism in Eukaryota, Phaeophyceae, Ectocarpales, Ectocarpaceae. The record is from the annotation of a GenBank genome assembly.
AUGAUCGUUGUACCCAUGGCUGCCUCCCUUUCGCCGCUGAUUUCCACAGAGGAUUCCGAGACCAAGAAGACACGGUAUCUCCAGAUUGAGAUUUUUGACUACAACAAGACGCCCUGGCUGGAAAUUACUUGGAGGCAGCUGACCGACGAGUGCGGGAACGCCAUCAGCGAUGGCUUCGAAGGGAAGGCGCACUACAAAGACGGAGACAGACAGGACACCUCCAAGUUCCAGAUCGACAUGUACGUCUGCGCUCCGUGGGGACACUACGAGCUGGAGGUCGUCUCCAAGAGCACGAACGACGGCAACCCUAUGGAGAGGAUCGCCUUCGAGGUUGAGUACGGCCCGGAGCAGUACCACAUCUGGGACUCCCUGAACACCCCGUUCUUCGACGAAGACAACCCCCCCAGCGACUAUGCCCCCAUCCCCACCAAGUUCAACGACGGCAUCGACGAAGGUGACACCUUCACGUGGCCCCUCGAAGGCGCCGAGGGCUACUACUCCGUCAUGUACUCGGGCCCCUUCCCGCCGCUGGAGUGCCCAAACCUGUACCCCGCGGGCGUCGCCUACGUGGGGUGCUACCCUGCCGGCAUGUUCGGCGAAGCCGAGGGCCCCGAAGGCAGCGCCAACGGCGAAGACCCCGCCGAGAACUACCGCCUGUUCGACGGCAUCGACGACGAAGGUGUCGCAGCUGACAAAGUCAUGACUCUUGAGUGCCUGUGUGGAGACGAGCUAGACGGUAGCCCUUACGACGACGUUCGCGGCGAGUCCGUCUGCGGAGUCGACUACACCGACGACGUCAACAUCCCCGAGUACAAGUUCCUCUGCUCGGGAGAGAGCACGGUACUGUGCGGGACUGACACGCACAUGUCGGUGUACUCCCUCAAUGAAGACCGCGGAGCGAACAAUGACGGAGACUAUGAGCUCAUCGGAUGUCGCGUGGAUGAUCGUGAGGCUCGGGUGAUGUCAGUGGGGCCAAUCGAGGGAGACGCCAUGUCCGCGGAGAUUUGCUUCGACAUUUGCCGCGAACUGCACCCGACGUCCACCCACUUCGGGACACAAUACGGAAACGAGUGCUUCUGCACGGACGUGCUUGGGGAAAGCGCGGUGUCCACGGACUGCACCUACGAUUGCAUAGGGAACCCGGAUGAGACCUGCGGCGGGUUUGACAGGAUCACGGCGUACCGGAUCGCGGGCUCCGAACCCAGCGCGGGGGAUGGCUACGUUUCGAUCGGCUGCCUGGCAGACAAGAACGGUGACAGGAUCAUGGAUAGACGCAUGGUGACCUCUAUACCCAUGUCAGCCGAGAUCUGCUACGGGAUUUGCAAAGACGGAACAAACACGCACUUCGGCACCCAGUGGGGUAAAGAGUGCUUCUGCCUAGCGGACGCCGACUUCGAGAACAUGGACAAGCACGGCGGCGAACUGUCCACUGCGUCUCACUGCCAAAUGGGUUGUGCCGGGUUUACACACCGCGAUGAGAAGUGCGGCGGUUUUGAUGAAAUGUCGGCGUAUGAAAUUAUCCCCGAAUCUAAGGUACCGGUGAUCGAUGGCCCCUACACGGCACUGGGCUGUUUCGAGGACCCUCGCGACGGAGACAAGGCGAUGGACGCGUUGUUCACGGACGCUACGACAAUGUCGGCUGACGUGAGCACGGAUGAUGUAUUGGAAGUUUUCAAUAUCCCCAGACUUCGAAUACAUUCGUCUCGCACAGUCAACCCUGCUCACGAAUAA